Messenger RNA from Paramecium tetraurelia, 321 nucleotides. RefSeq lists its product as uncharacterized. NCBI's taxonomy places the organism in Eukaryota, Ciliophora, Oligohymenophorea, Peniculida, Parameciidae. The transcript has 2 exons. The record is from RefSeq and is a predicted model, not a curated record.
AUGGAUUCAACUAGAUUUGGAUAUAUUUAUGAUAAUUCUGACGCCGUUAGUUAAACAUAAUCAUGGAGUACAGAUGAUGCCAGUGGCAGAAGUUCAGUCUAAGAUUUGACAGAGGAAAUCAAUAAUAAUCUGGAAAACAGAAUUUGCCAAUAUUUGAGCGAUUUGUGCAUUGAAACAUUCACAAGCCCCACUCUUAAGGAGGAUAACUAUAAUCAUUUCCUAAAAUAAAGGAUCUUUAAAAGUUUUGACGCUUUCGUGCCAAACAAAGAAAAUAGUAUACUUUUGAAGAAAAGAAAGCAACACAUCAAAUUAGGAGAAUGA